Trichomonas vaginalis G3 is the source of this 591-nucleotide messenger RNA. Its product is annotated as DNA/RNA polymerases family. Lineage: Eukaryota; Parabasalia; Trichomonadida; Trichomonadidae. The coding region runs from base 1 to 591 and encodes 196 amino acids. The transcript has a single exon. The record is from RefSeq and is a predicted model, not a curated record.
AUGAGGUUUGUCCAAUAUAUUCCGACUGGAAUUCCAAACGAAGAUGGUGAGUUCCCGGGAAGGAACUAUACAGUUGGAAAAGUCAUACAACAACUGUAUGAUAUUAGGAAAGCUUCAAACCCCAAACUUGCAAUGACACUCAAAUUGCUUAUGAAUUCGACAUGGGGAUAUUCCAUUAAGAAACCUCAAGAGAUGAAGAGUAAACAUUAUGAGAAGGUCGACAACUUUGUUGAAAGGUUUUCUCCUUUUGUUUUGAAGUACGAAUUCACUCAAGGUCAAAGUGGCUUAGUAACCACAUUAAAACCUAUUGUCGAACAUUGGUCUUACCCUCAGUUCGCAAAGGCAGUCCUUGACAACUACAAUGAGUUCUUCUCCGAUGUUAAAUCGAAAGUGAAGGUAUACUAUGAGAACAUUGACGCACUCAUGACGAACGAAGAAGGAUACAACAAACUCAUUGAAAUGGGUUUAGUCGGUGAAAAGAUGGGUCAAUUCAAAUUGGACAAAAUUUUCACCGAAGUUCAUGUCCUCUCCAAGCGUAAGUAUUGGGGUAUACUUGAAGACGGCACAGAAAUAAAACAUUGCAUGAAGUAA